AUGCCCGCCACCGUCACUGUCCUCUACCCCAACGAGCCCGAUGCCAAGUACGACAUCGACUACUACAUCAACAAGCACAUGCCCCUCGCCGGAUCGACAUGGAAGGCGUUCGGCGUGACCAGCUGGUCUGUCACCAAGUACGCCCCUGGCCCUGACGGCGCGGAGCCCAAGUACGCUUUUGCCGGCAUCCUCCAGUGGGACAGCGUCGAGUCAGUCAAGAGGGCGCUUGCUUCAGCCGACACGGCCAAGAUCAUGCAGGAUGUUCCCAACUACAGCAACAAGCAGCCUGUCUUCUUGAUCGGCGAUGAGGUUCACAACGUUACCGUUUAA
Molecule: messenger RNA, 330 nt
Organism: Colletotrichum chrysophilum
Lineage: Eukaryota; Fungi; Ascomycota; Sordariomycetes; Glomerellales; Glomerellaceae
Exons: 1
Coding region: 1-330 (109 amino acids)
Molecular function (GO): oxidoreductase activity
Source: RefSeq, a predicted model, not a curated record